Molecule: messenger RNA, 803 nt
Organism: Saccostrea cuccullata (small rock oyster)
Lineage: Eukaryota; Metazoa; Mollusca; Bivalvia; Ostreida; Ostreidae
Exons: 5
Coding region: 135-485 (116 amino acids)
Source: RefSeq, a predicted model, not a curated record
CCACACCAUGUGACCUGUGACGUAUAUGGAGAAAAAAUAUCUUUACCUCUCGAUUUCAUUAUCGUUUUUCUAUAUUGUCUAUUUCACAGGGAAACGCUUUGAAGCUCUCUAAAGCCAAGAAGAAAUAUUUCAAGAUGUCUGUACCGGCUAUCGCUUCCAUCCUCGCAGCUUUGUUGUCUGUCAGUCUUGUCAAGGAAGGGAUAGAUGCACAGACUUGUCAAGAUGUAAAUGACUGUACCACAGAGUACGAAUCCGCUGAAGCAGUAGCCGGACAAAACCAGGGCAAAUUAUGCAAGGCUGUCAAUGUUUACAUAACAUGCCUGGAGGCUGCGGGAAAGAAAUGUAACAUUGACGUCACACCCACAUUAGAGGCCGCGGAAGAGACUUUGAUUCAGUUUUGUACAACAUCAAAAGGUGGCUAUGCAACACCUUUCCUUGGCUUCUUUACCAUGGUUCUGGGAGUUUUGAUUUUAAGAUCUGUAUAAAUUAAUGAGGAAAAAUUAGGUAAAAAGAGGAAAAUGCGAGUCUUUUGCGAAUUGGUACAUGUAUUUUAUUUUAACAAAUAGAUGGUUUUUUAUCUAUAAUCUGUCAUAAAGGACAAUUUUUCUUCACACUGAUUGACAGUACUUGCCACGAAUGUAUUUUUUCUCUAUUUUUACAGUUAACUAAUUUGUAUUUUCGAUGUCUUAAACACAGAAAAAGACAAAUGAUAAGAACUUUCCAAAGUUACCUUAUUUCAUUUGACUUUUAUUAAUGUUCUUUAUGCUUUCUUUUCUCGCAUGUAUUAAAGGUAGUCUAAAAUA